AUGGAGCGCGACGACUUGCCAGAAGCGAUGUCCCGGCGCUCCACGGGCACGCCGCGGCCUUCUUCGCCAGCGCGAGCCACUCCGCCCAGGACGUUGGUGCUGGGUCGCGGCAAGCUGAUCGCCAGCCCGAGCAAGUCCACGCCUGGCGCAGGCAGCACGCCGACGCGGCGUAACACCACCACUACCACCACCAUCAACAACAACACAAACAAGAACAAGAAGCCUCUACACGACGAUGACAAGAAGAAGACUCAACACGAUGAAGAAGAGAACGAUGAAGAAGAACUGCAGGAGAAGGCCAAGGAAGAGAAGAUGAAGAAGAAGAAGAAGAAGAGAGGAGGAAAGGAAGAGGCGGAGGUGGAGAAGGAGAAGACGACGACGACCCAGACGCAGAAGACGAAGAAGCGGAAACGAGAGGCCGAGAAGCGAAGCCCGCCGAAGAGCAAGCGAAAAGGGAGGCACUUGGCCAGGGAAGAGGAAGGCAGCGACGAUGACGAGCUGUCGCGGGAGGACAGCUUCGACUUGAACGACUUUAUGGAGGACCUCGACAGCACCAUGGUGGAGGAGGAAGAGGAGCCACACACCUCGUCGACCACCACAAGUGGGCGGGCGCUGACGGAGGAGGAUGACUUUCUAUUGGCGUCGGCGUUCGCCGCCGCUAUCGAACCGAAACCGGUGAGCAGCCGGAGGUCAGCAGAGGGUAAGUGGAGUGUGAACAAGCUGUUGGCCGACCUCGUCGAAAACCAGGACGCUGACGCCGACGCCGAAACGGGCAACGGCUACGACGAGGAGACUCUGGCCUUCAUCCAGCAGGAGACCGCCCUGCGCCAGCAGAGGACGCAAGGAACGAGCGACAAGUUCGACAGGCAAGAGCGCCGGUUGGACGUGUUUCCGCACUGGCCGUGGAAAUUGCCCGCGACCGAACCUCCGAGUGCCCUCGAUCCUGAUGUGCUCCUCCCGAGUAUGAUCGACGAGGACACGUGGCCUCUUUUUCUGGGAAGCGGCGAAUGCCUGCGGUUCGUCAAGACCACCCGCGACGUGCCCGAGUCCUUCCUGCGAUGGCUCUUCCACAUCACCGCCCUCGAAACGGCCAACGAACACAUCGUCUGGGCCGCCGGCAAAGCCCUCAAGGCAACCGCCACUAAACGAACAGCAGCACGGAGCCUUUGGGUGGCGUCGAUCCGCGACUUCGAGGACGUCCUGCGGUGGUACGGCGCUGCCGAUGUUUUCAGCAGCGCCGCGCGGCUCGACACCGACGCCUCAGUCUCCUCCGGGGCAGCGACCGCACCCGACGCCGACGACGACUCGUCGUCACCGGAGGACCAUCGGUCGGCGGACUCGCCGGAGCGAUUCCCCGUCGCCAACCUUGAACGCGUCCUCGACUACAUGGCCCGGGCCAUCCGCCACCGACCGGGCGAGUAUCUGGAGCAUGACGUGGUGGCAAUGCUGCGAUGGGUGGGGGUGCUGCUCCAGGACCGUCGCGUGGGGUCGCGCUGCUACGCCUCCCUCCGCGCGUGCCUCUGCGCCAUCUUCGACCACCCCGUCUUCUCCCCCGCCGACCCCCUCCUCUUCCAGGAGGUGGAGCUCCGGCGGGUGAUGACGGAGCUGCUGGUGACGGGCCACGGCGGCCACGUGCCCAACCAGGCGGUCGUGCUGUCGCUCCUCCCGACCGCCGCCUCGCCGCGGGUCCUGCAGCUCCGCAAGCGGAUGGCCCUCGCCCUGCUCGAGGACCACUUCGGAGCCACCGCGGCCGUCGUGGUCUCGGUGCUCGCCAACGAGUCGGUACCGGCCGUGGCCGGAGGCGAUGGCGGCGAUGGCGGCGGCGGGCUCGAGGAGGGGGAGGCGGAGGCCCGCGCGCGGGACGAGGCGAGCCUGGACCGCAUGUCUGCGAUGCUGGCGGGCGUCGAGAUCGGGGCGGACACCGACUACGCCCUCCUGUCGUGCAUGAUCGACUUCAUCGACUUUGCCGCCAUCGCCAUGCGGCUCACAGUGGCCCUCAAGGCCCUCAACGCGCGCAUCCGAGAGAUACACGGGUUCAACCUCGCCAUCACACGCGUCAAGGACAAGCUGAUCGUCUUGUCGGGCAAGCUGGACCAGCUCAAGCGACUCAAGGGGAGCAGCGCACCCAGCCCCAGCCUCCGCUCCUUCCUCACCUGUGACUCGCCGUAG
Acanthamoeba castellanii str. Neff is the source of this 2169-nucleotide messenger RNA. RefSeq lists its product as uncharacterized. NCBI's taxonomy places the organism in Eukaryota, Discosea, Longamoebia, Acanthamoebidae. The transcript is spliced from 13 exons. Bases 1 to 2169 code for a protein of 722 amino acids. The record is from RefSeq and is a predicted model, not a curated record.